Messenger RNA from Pseudozyma flocculosa PF-1, 2958 nucleotides. RefSeq lists its product as uncharacterized. The record is from RefSeq and is a predicted model, not a curated record. Gene Ontology annotation, molecular function: GTPase activator activity. Gene Ontology annotation, biological process: activation of GTPase activity. The coding region runs from base 1 to 2958 and encodes 985 amino acids. The transcript has 2 exons. Lineage: Eukaryota; Fungi; Basidiomycota; Ustilaginomycetes; Ustilaginales; Ustilaginaceae.
AUGGUGCAGGUCGACUCCAGUCCUGCGCUCGAUCCGCCCAACAACGCACAGCCAGCGCCCGCUCCAUCCUCGCCGUCACCGACCCCGGCAUCACAAGAUGUCCCCGCCACCCCCGCAGCACCACCGCCAGCACCGCACACGCUCCUCUGGUCGAAAUCCAAGGUCUACGUCCACCCCUCGCCCUAUGCAAAGCACAACAUCCCCGGAUACCUCGCCCUCGUACGCCAGGGACCCAACCGCCCGCGCGCAACCAUCCUCCUCUCCUUCCUCCCAGAGAGCCUCGUAGAGCAGAGGCACGAACUCGAAAAGUUCGUUCGCAUCGAAUACACCGCUUCUGCAGGCGGCGACCCGGACAGUCCCGCGAGCAGCGCCCCAAGGACCAGCCUCGAUGUCGUCGACGAGGACCAAGACGACGAAGACGAGUCCGAGCUCAUCGCAGAGCCACCCGCCUCGGCCAGCUACGCCUUCUCGCUCCCAAUCACAAACAUCUACAGCUUCACGAUAAAGCCCCCCACCAUCAGCUGCUGGUACGGCUCCGUCACGCUCAGCCAGACUGGCGGCGUCGCCCUCCCCACCCUCCACUUUCACGACGACGAGAGCAAGAGCACUAUCCUCUCGAUGCACCGCGCAAGGUCCGCCACCGCCGCCGCUGCCGCACCGUCUUCCUCGUCGUCCUCUCCCAAUCCUACCCUCGCGUCGGCCCCCAGCCAUGGCAGUCUCGCAGAGACCAGAUCCUCCCACGCCGCCGGCUACAGCAACAUCUCAAACGCCGGCCUUCCCUCGCCUACGCCCACAUGGGGAGGCGACGAACUCCUGCACCAGCUCCGCAAGUACGCAAACGUCCACCGCAGCGUCAUCGAUCCGUCCCUCUUCCUCGUCAACCCUUCGCGGGCGGAUCUCGAGAUCCACAACACCCCGCUCUUCGACGACGACGCCAUCGACCGACCCAACCAGGCCGGCCCGUCCUCGUCUCAAGCUUCGGGCUCGAGCUGGCGCCACGAGUUGCCCGACGAUCCCUUCAAUCCGACGUACCCCAUGACCGGCUCGUCGUCCCGCACCAGUGCCUUGCAUCAGUCCAUGCCGCCCAGCGCCAGCCCAAAGAGGAACGACGCAUCGAUGGACAACCUGACCAUGUGGGCCAAAAGCACCCGCCUCUCGGUGCUCUCGUCGUUCGCCAACCUCACCCAGCAGGCGCGUCACGCCUCCCACGCCGUCCUCUCCCACCCACUGGCCAAGCCCUACGUCCCGCAUCUACCGGGACCCGUGCAGUCGUUUGCCCAGGCGGGUCCCAUUCCGCUCGGGCCCAACGAGGGGGAGUGGGAAUGGCGCACGUCGAGGAUCGCCAACAACAGCGGCACGGGAGAGUACUACGACAGCGCCCGCGUCUACCUGGCAAAGUGGGCUAGGCUGGUUGCCGAAGAGGGCGAAAGGAACCGGCGGCGCGAGGAGCGCCUCGGCAUCGUAUCGGAUGCCGAAGGGGGCGUUGGGGGCCAUGCUGGGUCCCACUCGGCCCAGGGCAAGGAUGGACGGACCGAAGGCAGCGAGCUCGGCGCGUUUGAAGUGCUCGAGAGGGUCUACGACUUCCCGCGGCCAAAGUCGGAGCGCAAGGAAAGGCUCCUCGAGCUGAGCGACGUCAAACCGUCGACCGAAGACGCUGCUACAACCUCGCCGACACCCUCGCCCGCCAUGGAUCUCGAUGAAUGGCGAUCGCUGUUCGAUCCGCAGACGGGCGCACCGCUGCACAGCGACUGCGAGAUCCGCCACCGCGUCUUUGUCAAUGGCCUCACGAAUGAGGCGAGACGAGAGGCCUGGCCAUUCCUCCUGGGCGCGGUGCCGUUUCAGUCCACGGCCGAGGAGCGCGCGCUGAUCUGGCAGCAGCGCGAGGUCGAGUACCACACGUUCAAGGCGCAGUGGCAGACCGACGAGGCGCUGCUCGAGAGCGACGCGAUAAAGGAGCAGCGCCACCGCAUCCGAGUCGACUGCCUGCGGACGGAUCGGUCCCAGCCCAUGUUUGCGUCGUCCCCGGCGUCGACUCCAGCCGACACGGGCGAUGCCUCAGCGACCGAGAACGAGAACGUGCGCCGGCUCGGCGAGAUUCUGUUGACGUACGGCUUCUGGGAGGCCGAGAGCUGUCGUCGCGGCGCCAGGCAAGACGACGAGACGGCCGAUGCGUCGCCAGUCGAUGGCCCGGAUGCCGACCCGGCCACAGCUUCGACAGCGGCAGCUUCACAUGUGCCACCAGAAGAGGGCGGUCUGGCAGGAUACGUGCAGGGGAUGAGCGACCUCUGCUCGCCGCUGUUCGUCAUCUGCCAAGGCGAUGAGGUCAAGACGUUCUGGUGCUUUGUCGGGUUCAUGGAGCGAGUCAAAUCCAACUUCUACCGCGACCAGAGCGGUAUGAAGACGCAGCUGCUGCUGCUGCAGAAGCUCAUCUCGAUGAUGGACCCACAGCUCUACACGCACCUCGACCGGUCGGACUCGCUCAACCUCUUCUUCUGCUUCCGGUGGCUCCUCGUCUGCUUCAAGCGCGAGUUCUCGUUCGACGACACGCUCAAGAUCUGGGAAUGCUUCUGGUCCUCGUCUCCACCGACGGCCGCCACGGCCAUGUCCAAGGCCACACCGGCCGGGGCUGCCCGCGAGGAAGGGUGGGGGUUGACGCAACAGCUGCCGCUCUUUAUCGCCCUGGCGAUCCUCGAGAUACACCGCGAGGUGUUGCUGAGGUACCUGGAAAACUUUGACGAGAUCCUCCAGUACCUCAACGGGUUGAGUCAGGGCGGGCUCGACGUCGAAGAGGUCCUGGCUAGGGCAGAGGUGCUUUCCCUCGCCUUCAAGGAGGUCGUCGACAGGAGGGGGAGGGGGAGAAGCGGUGAUGGUGCGGAGCAAGGACGAGGGGAGGAUGAAAUGGCCGUCAAGCUCUUGAGCGGCUUCGAAGAUCAAGAGCUGGCGACGUUGGCAGGCUAG